CUCCCGUCUUGCUAAACCCCAGUUUCUAAUGGAACACGGGAUUAAAAUAGACAUCCCAAGCAGAAAUUCAAGAGCCAUGGUGCACUGCUCAAAAAAGAAAAAAGAGCCAUGGCGCUAGAGCUCCAGGGGAUUUCGAAUCUCUAGCACCCCCAACCCUGGUUUCGCGCAGAGCAGGUCUCAUCCACGCCCUAACCACACCGCGCUAGCUCCCGUCGUUUCCCUCUCCUUCAGUCAACUGUCAAGGUACCGUUAAUGACAAAUCAUCCGCUACUCCCCAUAGAUAUUGGAACACCAGCAGUUGCACCAGACAGCAGAUCUAUUUUCUUAUGAUGUGCUAAUCUAUUGCAAUCAAUUCGACGCCGGACCAGAAUCCACCUUUGCUGGAGUAUAUGAUGGCCAUGGCAGGUCAAAAAGCAAUGUUGGAAUGUGAAAGAAGUUUGCGCCUACAAAGAGAUGUUUGGCAUAGUGGGCUUCAUAGAACUUUGGACAACCAUAUAGAGAUAUCUAAGAAUUUUAGGAUACAUGGGCAUGAGGGCACUGUUUCCUUCAUAACUGCAUUAACUGAGCAGUUAUAUGCUGCUUGCAACACACUGAGGCUUUUGUCAAAUGCGGAUUAUAAAGUAUGUGUUGUUGGUCCCUUUGAGGUUAGCUCGAGGGAACCUCUUCGUCGUGCUGCUGCUGAAUUAAUGGAGAUAAUUGGAUCUGCGGUAAGUAUCUUAUUGUAUUUCUUUUCCAUUGGUAGCAAUCAUAAUUGUAAUCUUUUAUUACUUCUUUACCCUAUACACUUAUUUUCACUUGAGCUUGGUUGGCUUCAGUGAAAUGAUAUCUCCUCGGUAUAAUUUGAGCCCUCUUAUUAAGAGUUGUUUGGUCUUGAAGUGACUGAAUGUACUGAUUUUUUAAAAUUAAUGAGUUAUGGUACAUUCUUCUCAUAAUCUACAUCCAUUCAUUAUAAAUACUUUUGUGAGAUGAAUGGGUUGCCCAAAGUUGUGUAACACAUCUUAUGUACAUUGUAUUAUUGCACUACCAGAAAUAUGUCUGGUUUACAUGGAUGAUUGGUUUUUAGGAAUGAACUGCAAAUAUUGUUUGAUGAAUGGGUUUCAGAUGGAAACUCUA
Molecule: messenger RNA, 1113 nt
Organism: Cuscuta epithymum
Lineage: Eukaryota; Viridiplantae; Streptophyta; Magnoliopsida; Solanales; Convolvulaceae
Source: the annotation of a GenBank genome assembly